Rhodotorula toruloides NP11 is the source of this 1602-nucleotide messenger RNA. RefSeq names its product WD repeat domain 18. Bases 1 to 1602 code for a protein of 533 amino acids. Lineage: Eukaryota; Fungi; Basidiomycota; Microbotryomycetes; Sporidiobolales; Sporidiobolaceae. Gene Ontology annotation, cellular component: nuclear pre-replicative complex. The record is from RefSeq and is a predicted model, not a curated record. The transcript has 6 exons. Gene Ontology annotation, molecular function: protein binding. Gene Ontology annotation, biological process: DNA-templated DNA replication; rRNA processing.
AUGGCCUCCGCACCGCUUACCGAGCUCCUGCUCUCAUCCACCACCUCCUCAUCGCCUCUCCCGACCGUCUCGCUCCACAACCCUCUCACAGGCGCACUCGUGCACUCUUUCCGCUCGCCAGUAGCUUCCACUUCGACCGCUCCUGCGCGCGCGGGGAAGGAGGACAAGGAUGCGCAGAGCUUGGAGAAUCGCAGGACGUUCGCGGCUGUUGAAGGCAAGGAUGGGUGCGGUGGAUUCUUGAUGGGUCUUGGAGGGAAGGAAGGGAGAUCGGGACUGAACGUGUGGAGUUUCACGAGGGAAACGACGCAGCAUCGUCUGAUUCCGCCUGUUCGGUUGUCGACGAUUGCGCUGAGUCGGGACGGAGUGUACAUGGCGGGCGGCACGCCUGACGGGCGGAUAUUGCUGUGGGAGGUCUCGAGCGGCACGUUGCUCGUAACUGUCGACGCACACUACCGCUCCAUCAGCGCUCUCGCUUUCUCGGAUGACGGAGCGGCGCUUGUCAGCGGAAGUGAGGACGCGGGAGUGAGCGUCUGGUCUGUCGGACGACUCCUGAACGCCUCGCCGAUGGACCCGCCGACACCCUACGCGACGCUGUCCGACCACACUCUUCCCGUUACGGACGUUUGCGUUGGCCUUGGCUCUUUUCCCCGCUGCCGAGUGAUGUCUGCUUCGCUCGACUCGACGGUAAAGAUCUGGGACAUCUCCACCUCUCCGGCCUCACUCCUCUCGACCUUCUCCUUCCCUCAUUCCAUCACCCACAUCGCCUUCGACGCCCUCGAGCGCUACUUCUUCGCCGCCGGUCCCGCUUCACCCUCCACUUCCUCCGCCGCGACUCCCUCCACCGCCGAAGCACCUGCAGCGAGCAGCCGAGUUGUGCGAGUCAACUUGUAUCGUAAGAGGAAGGACGAGUUCGGGAUUGAGGUUGCUGAGCCGGUUGGAGGUGGCGGUAGGGGAGAAGUCGAGCGGGUUGGAGAAGGAGCGGGCAAGGAGGGUGAGGUGUAUGAGGUUGCCGACACCAUCACCUCGCUACACCUCUCCCCUCACUCGCCCUCACUCUUCGUCGGCCUCGCCUCCUCCGCAAUCCACGUCCUCUCUCUCCCCUCCCUCCUCCCCUCCCGCAUCCUCGCCCCUCCACCGUCCUCUACCUCCCCCGGCGCUAUCACCUUCCUCCAAACCCUGAUCCGACCUCCCGAACUCGGUGCCUCGUCCUCUUCUUCCGGCACUGGGAUCGGAGGCGAGGUCCCGCUGAGACCGGUCAUGCCGCAGGGAAUGGGUCGUACGGUGGUCGUACCCGAAGAGAGGGAACGAGGAGGUCCGAAAGGCAGGGUUGUCGAGAUGCGCAUUGGAGCGGCGGGGUCGGGCCUGCGUUUGGACGAGUUGAUCUGCCCGGCGAGGGGUCUGACACCGCUUUCGCUUGCAACUGCGGGUACCGGAAGCAGCGUGGUGGCGGGAGGAGCAGCAGGCGCGCUGGAGAAGGAACGGAAUAGGGCGAACGACUUGGAGAGGGAGGUGGAGGUGUUGAAGCGUGAGUUGGGCAGGGCGGUUAGCGUCAACGAGGGGAUGUGGAAGAAGGUUGUCGAGGGCGCGCUGGACAGGCGGUAG